Messenger RNA from Anas platyrhynchos (mallard), 2255 nucleotides. RefSeq names its product DnaJ heat shock protein family (Hsp40) member C28 (gene DNAJC28). The record is from RefSeq and is a predicted model, not a curated record. NCBI's taxonomy places the organism in Eukaryota, Metazoa, Chordata, Aves, Anseriformes, Anatidae.
CGCACUGCGCAUGGCGCCGGCAGGCAGCCGGCCGGCGGCCCUCGGGCUCCCCUCGCCGGUGAGCCCAGGGUGAGGGCAGGCGGCCGGGGAGACGUCCUUGGGCGAAGGGCAGAGGGGCUGCCGCCCCCCGGGCUUUCCUCGGUGGUGCUCUGCAGCCUUCGGGGCGAAGGUCCUGGUGGUGAAGGUUCUGGAAGCGAAGCCCCCUCCUCCAGGCCCAUGCUGCUGUAGGACAGAUCGGACGGUACGGUGGGUGCUUUGCCGGAGCGCUGGACGUGAAGCGACAUCUGUGGUAUUUCACCUCGUUCCUGUGCAAAGUGCACCCCGAGUUUAGGAGAGUGAUGCUGCUUAGGUCACUGUUUAUAAUGUAGCUGCAUCUGAAGAACUAGGAAGUGGCUCUGUGUCAUGCUGGCUAACACCACAGGGCAUUGUUUAACAGCACAUCAAGCCAUGAUUCCAAGAAUCCUGAAGCCAUUUCCCUAUAUGUGUGGCAGUCGAAUGCUGUCGGGUUACAAACCAAAAAGCAAUGUCAAGGACUCGUACAAAAUUCUUGAGCUUGAGGAAGGAUGCUCCCUUGAUGAUAUCAGAAAUUCGUAUCGAAAUCUUGCCAAAAAAUACCAUCCAGACAGCGGUUCCAGCACGGCAGAUCCAGAAGCAUUUAUUAAAGUAGAAGACGCGUACAGAGUUGUGCUCAGCGAUGUGGCAAACAAAAAGAAAUCAAAGGAGAAUAAGGAAGAGGAGGAGGAGGACCAGUUCAAAACAAAAGCACCGCAGCACAGACACUACCUGAGUUUUGAAGGCGUUGGUUUUGGAACACCAAGCCAAAGAGAAAAGCAGUACAUGCAGUUUCGAGUGGACCGUGCUACCGAGCAGGUGUUGGAAUACCGAAAGCAGAAACUUGAAAGCCAGUACGUCGCCACUGACCUCAUGAGAGCCAAGGAUGUGAGAGAGAGCAAGAAGGUGAAGAUAACUCAGGCAGUUGAACGGCUGGUUGAGGACCUCAUCCAGGAAUCAAUGGCAAAAGGAGACUUUGACAACCUCAGUGGGAAAGGAAAACCUCUGCAGAAGUUUUCAGACUGUCCGCAUAUCGAUCCUAUGACUCACAACCUGAACAGAAUCCUGAUAGACAACGGGUACCAGCCAGAGUGGAUCCUGAUGCAGAAAGAAAUACGGGAAACUAUCGAGCGAUUAAGGAAGGGUCUAGUGGCAUCUCGAAGUAAGCUCGGAGAGCCAAUGACGCCGUACAGGCAGAAGCAGUGGAAUCGCAUUUGUGAGCAAUUUAUGGAGGAUAUCAGGAAACUGAACAAAAGAAUUGACAGCUUCAAUUUAGUCGUUCCUAUUCUGAGCAGGCAAAUGGUGCACUUCAGUGCAGACAAAGAAAUCCUUCGAGCACAAAAGACUUACAAAGCUUUGAUGGAAAACAAAGAAGCUUCUGAUUCAGACACAAAGGAAGAGGAACAGGAAAAUGUUAAAAGGUUUGGGUGGAAGUCUUCUCUAUUUAAGUGGUUAAACCUUACAUUGAAAUAAGGUAAUAUUAACUCAUCUGUCUUGUCAAGAUUCUGGAUGCACUUUAUCACUAAAACUUGUAGCAUCAGAGAAAUUUCAGAUACACUGAAAAUGUAAAAUCCGCCUGUCUACCUGGCUAUCAUUACACCAGUUAAAAGGAAUUGGGCUGUCUGAUGUUAAGUUAAUGGAUUUCUUUGUGACUACUGUUAAGGAACAAAUAAACUCAGUUAUCCUUCAGCUGAUUUUACUUCUGAUUAAAUCAAAAUCAAUGCUCAACUUUUCGACUGUGGAAUAUAGUUACUUUACAGUACUGUUAUUGCUUCAUAAAGUGAAACUAAGGCAUAACAAAACACAUUAAGGACAAAGUAGAAGUAAAACUUAUUGUUCCCUGUAGUUUGGCCUUUAUCCUUCCUUACCUAAAUGCUCACAGCUGAUACAUUGUUGACAGGUUUCAUGUGUGUUUUUUUUUUUUUCCUAAUACGUUAAUUUCUUUAAGGUUACAUUAAAUGGGGAUGGAGGGAUAUCUGGAUGUAGAUUUGGACUGUUCAUUCUGCUGAAGUCUAUUUUUGUAUCUGGCUUUUAGCAUACAAGGAAGUUUCAGUAUCGUAGCAAAUAAGGAAGACUGGCCAAAACUAUACCCCAGCCACAAGGCUUCUUGGAAUUGAGACGGGAAUAUUAAUUUUUAAACAUAAUUGCUUGCACCAUUUAAAUAUUUAAAAUUUCACAGAAUAAAUAAUGGUGGCAUCAAAGAA